Oncorhynchus keta (chum salmon) is the source of this 2608-nucleotide messenger RNA. RefSeq names its product 55 kDa erythrocyte membrane protein-like. The transcript has 12 exons. Gene Ontology annotation, cellular component: cell-cell junction; plasma membrane. NCBI's taxonomy places the organism in Eukaryota, Metazoa, Chordata, Actinopteri, Salmoniformes, Salmonidae. The record is from RefSeq and is a predicted model, not a curated record. Gene Ontology annotation, molecular function: signaling receptor binding. Bases 498 to 1901 code for a protein of 467 amino acids.
UGUCUGCUAUGGUGUCUGCAGACACUGCGCCGAGAUUAGAAGAAAACACCAUUUCUGAGGGGUAUCCUCUCGGCUGAAGUGGUCUUUACUGGUGUUCGACAUUUCCCAGGUGUUUCAUAUAGCAGUCCGAUGUAAAAAAACAAAUGACGCUGUAAUACCGCCUUUAUGCAUGAAGGUAAGCUUCUCGUAGCGUAUUCGCCUCUGCCCUCAGCAGCACGUAAGAGCUCUACCACUGAGGAAACUGCAUUGAGCCAGCCUUCUUUAGCACCGGAAUGUUUUCUUGCUUUGUCAGCUGUGUCCUUGCAGCCUAUAAUGCAAUAUAGCUACCUCCGUAUUGAUCAAAACCACGGACUUUAAACUAGAACAGCAAUUGAUCAGACCGCCAGGGUUCGUUAUCACUCAUUUCCCCUGGCCCAGCUACACCCAGGACCAGCCUAUUGCGGACCUUGAACAAGGGCGCUUCACGUUCACUUUUAUUUUUUUGCUAACCGGUAAAGAUGACUUUAAAAUCCAAUAAAAACGAACCUGCUGUCAUACUUGAGCGGGUCAACAGCGCUCGAACAGCCCUCUCCGACCUGUACCUGGAGCAGCUCCUCCAAAAUAAACCAAAGCCGGAAAAGGGGCUUAUGCCAGCCUAUGAGACAACGGGAGCUGAAGUAUACACCAACGCCAGUGCUGGUCACAUGAACGGAACUGAGCCAACCAGGAUGCGUGAGGUGGCGUUUGAAAAAAAUCCCUCAGAGCCCAUGGGGGUGACUCUAAAAUUGAAUGGAAAACAGAAGUGCACUGUGGCCAGAAUAUUACAUGGGGGCAUGAUACACAGACAAGGUUAUCUAAACGAAGGGGAUGAAAUAGCAGAGAUCAAUGGAAAGAGUGUGGCCAACCAAUCUGUCGACCAACUGCAAAAGAUCCUGAAAGAUACCAACGGAGUAGUCACAAUGAAAAUCAUCCCCAACCAACCAAGGUGCUCUCCUGUGUGUGAGAUGUACAUGAGGGCUCAGGUUGACUACGACCCUGCCAAAGAUGACCUCAUCCCAUGCAAAGAGGCAGGGCUGAAGUUCAAAACGGGUGACAUCAUUCAUAUCAUUAACAAGCAGGACCCACAUUGGUGGCAAGGCAGGGUGGACAGCUCUACCUCUGAUUUCGCUGGACUCGUCCCCUCCCCAGAACUUCAAGAAUGGCGGAUGGCAAGUAAAAGCAAGGCCACAGAGGGCACCCAAUCCUGCAGCCCCUUUGGAAAGAAGAAAAAGUGCAAAGACAAGUAUCUGGCCAAGCACAGCUCUAUCUUUGACCAAUUGGACGUGAUUUCCUAUGAAGAGGUUGUUCGGCUCCCUGCCUUCAGCAGAAAAACCUUGGUGCUUAUUGGUGCACCGGGUGUAGGAAGGAGCCAUAUCAAAAACCUGUUGCUGACCAAAUACCCAGGGAAGUUUGCCUACCCAGCACCACACACCACCAGACCCCCACGUAAGGACGAGGAGAACGGGCAGGAGUACUACUUCAUCUCCAACGACACCAUGACCAAGUGCAUCACUGAGAAUGAGCUGUUGGAGUAUGGCAGCUUCCAGGGGUACAUGUUUGGAACCAAAAUAGAGACUAUCCAGAAGAUCCAUGAGCAAGGAAAAAUCGCUGUGCUGGAUGUUGAACCACAGACAUUGAAACUCUUGCGGACGGCAGACUUUGCACCUUUGGUGGUUUUCAUUGCACCCACCAACUCAGCUACUCAGUCAGAAGCGGUGCAGUUGAUCCAGAAGGAGUCAGAUGCCAUCCUCUCCAGCUACAGCCACUUCUUUGAUGUGCAGCUGGUUAACAAUGAUGUUGAUGAGAGUGUGAAAGGAGUGGAGGAAGGGAUGGAGCAAGCCACCGCCACCCCACAAUGGGUGCCUGUUUCAUGGGUCUACUGACCUGUGUACCCCUGAACAACCAUUAUAUAUUUAACCAAACCUGGGCCAAUAUCCACAAAGUGUCUCUGCGUGCUGAUCUAGGAUAAGCUGCCUUUUAGAUCAGAAUGGGAAAAGAUUAUGGCCAGACUAGUAACCGAAAGGUUGCAAGAUCAAAUCCCCAAGCUGACAAGGUAAAAAAAAAAAUCUCGUUCUGCCCCUGAACAAGGCAGUUAACCCACUAUUCCUAAACCGCCAUUGAAAAUAAGAAUUUCUUAACUGACUUGCCUAGUUAAAGAUAAAAUAAAAGAUCAGCACUCCUACUCUGAGGGGCUUUGUGAAUACAGACCCUGGUCACUCAUACACCAUUCUUUGCAUAGCAGCUAAUCACUAUGUAAUUGUAACUAAGUUUCACAGAAGCAAAAUAAAAGAGCAAUAGAUAUUUUAUUUCAGAGAAAGUACAAUGAACCCAACCAAGGGGAUCAUUUAGAUGUUUGUAAAACCUUAGUGAAUCAGGCCUUUUAGGUGCCAAGUGAUUGGUACCAUACAACUGCAGAUAGGAUUGUUAGUCUAUUAACAAUUAAAGUGGACCACUACUGUGAAGGCAAUGCCACUACCUGACAAGUGUAUCAGUAUCCUUAACUCUGGUUUAAUAGUCAUGAGAUUUUGCGUAGCUGUAUUAAUAUACAUGGUAAUGUAUUAAAAUACAGGGAGACAUGUUCUACAUGAAA